UGUUUGUACGUGUACUGCAUUGCGUGUAGUAAAUUGUAUAUUGUUCUCAACUUGAAGCGGUCGAUUUAUUGUAAUGUUUGACGAAGCCAGAACAAAGGGAGUGACAAAAUAUUCUUAAUUAUAUCCUCAGUGAAAUGAAUAUUUAUAAUAGUGACGAUUUUUCAACUAUUUAACAAACUUCAAAAGUCAUUUAAUAAUAUUAAACAUGAAUGGUGAUCGAAGUCAAGUGUAAGCAGUUUGUCUGGGCAUCACUGGCUAAAAAGUACAUCAACUUACUCAAUAUUUCUGUCAUGCCUCACACAACGCACAAAAGUUCGCCUUUGAGAUAAAUUGUUCUAUUGAAUAGUAAAAAAAUGGCUAUGAAUCCAGGAUAUUUUGUUGGUUUACCAAUGAAUAUGGAUAGAGUUUGUAGAAUUUGUCUCACAGAAAGUACAAAUUUAUCAUCAAUAUUUUGCUCGAAUCAAGAAGUACAAUUUCCAGAAAUUUCACAAAAAAUACAAAUUUGUGGCUCAAUUGAUAUUCAAGAACAAGAUGGUUUACCAUCUUUAAUUUGUAACGAUUGCAUCUUUAAAGCAAGUAUUGCCCAUGAAUUUCGACAGCUUUGUCAACAUUCUGAUGCUCGUUUACGACUUUAUUAUAAUAAACCUUCUAAAAGUAAUUUAAUGGAGAAUGGUACACAAACAGAUCCUCAAACUCGAAUUGUAAUAUCGAAAAAGCAAGCGAAUCAUCAGGAAAAUGGUUACAAUGUUAAAGAAGAGGAACUUCAUAUUAUGUCUGAUAUUCAACAAACACAAAAUUUUACACACGAGGAUGUCUCUUUAAAUCAAAAUCCCUUAAGUAUUCAUGGUGAAAAAAUAUUUGAAUGCAAUCUUCGAUUUGAAGAGCCAAAAGAGACUGAGGAUUUAGCAGUUGCUAUAAAUGAAACUGUAAUUAACGCAAAUGUUAUCGAUCCAAAUGCUAUUAAUGAUAAUGAAAUACAUUCAAAUAGCAUUCAUCCAAAUAUUAUAAGUGUCGAUGUUGUAACGGAUAAUUCAAUGCAAAUUCGAUGUUCCGAAACGUUAAUUGUCACAAAUGAGAGUAAAAUUGAUUCCACCAAGACUGACAUUCUCAACAAUAGAACGAACGCAUAUAUCGAUGAGCAAAUGUUAGUUGAGAGUUUAGAGAAUCAAGAAACAACACCAUCGAAACGUACAUCAACACGUAAAGUGAAAUCAAUUAAUCACAAUAAAACAACAACAUUAAGUGAUGAGGAAAUUGAUGAUGAUUAUUAUGAUCAAAGUAGCGAUAGUCAAGAUUCUCAUGAACCAAAAUUUAAAUGUAAAAUUUGUUCUAAACGUUAUUCAACACAAAAGGGUCUCAAGAAACAUUCCCUUGUACAUGAUAAAAAACACAAUUGUGACAUUUGUCUAAAAACAUUUUGCAAAUUAGAAAAUCUUGAAAAACAUAAACAAAUUCAUAUGACAAAACCCCAUGCAUGUCAAUUGUGUCAUACAUCAUUUUCAAAACCACAAAGUCUUGUUAAACAUUUAAAAUCCCACACAGAGAAAGUAAAUGAUAUUAUAAAACAAAUAAGCAAUGAUGAUGAUGAUGAUGAUCAUCAUCAUCAACAAGAAAUAUUGAAUAAUGAACCGAAAAAAGAAUUGAAAAUAGAAGAAGAAAUAAUUGAUGAUGAUCCAUUAAUAACAUCGCAAAAUAAUGAAGUUGACGAUUUUCAAAAUGCUCCGGAAUUAUUUAAAUGUGAAAUAUGCGGUCAAUAUUGUUCGACAAAAAAAAAUUUAAAACGUCACACAUUAAUACAUGGUGAGAAAAAGUAUUCAUGUUUUGUUUGUAAAAAAUGGUUCUUUAGGCCUGAUACAUUAAAGAAACAUGCGGAAAAACAUGGUCAUGGUUUAUUGGACAAUUUAGUUGAGGAUAAUAAACUUUUUGAUUCUGACGAUGAACCAUUUUCAAAUAGUGGUGGUAAUAUUUUCGGUGAGAAUAAUGAAACAUCGAAAAAAGAUGAUAGCGAUGAGGAUGGAACUGGUGAAUAUAAAUGUCAACAUUGCGAUAAAAUUAUGGCGACAAAAAAAGGAUUACGUCGACAUGUGUCAAUGCAUAAACCAAAAGCAGAGCCGGUAACUUGUGAAAUUUGCAAAAAGGUUUGUGCGAGUCAGGCGCGUCUUGUGAUUCAUCAAAAAACGCAUAAUAAACCGAAGGAAAAAGUACCACGUGAAUAUCUUUGUCACAUUUGCAGUAAAGUUUAUCCAAGUAAUUCAUCAUUAACAUAUCAUAUGCGUACACACAGUGGUGUUAAGCCUCAUGUUUGUAAAACAUGUAACAGUGGUUUUACAACGACAACAAGUUUAGCGAAUCACAUUAGAAUUCACACCGGUGAUAAACCAUUUGUUUGUCAUGUUUGUAGUGCAGCAUUUGCUGUGAGUUCGGCAUUUCGACGACAUUUAACACGUCAUACAGGCGAGGCAAAUUAUCUUUGUAAAACAUGUGGUAAAGCAUUCAAACGUCUCAGUACACUUAAGGAACAUACUUAUACGCAUUCCGGUGAAAAACCAUAUGUUUGUAAAACAUGCGGUGCCGCUUAUAGUCACAGUGGAAGUUUAUUUGCCCAUCAAAAACGUUGCCGAGCACAAUAUGGUGAAACAAUGGUGGUUGAAGAACAUCAUCAUAGUGUUGCACAUCAUCAUAUUCAUGUGAAUAAUGUUCAAUCGGCCGUACGCUCACUGGCUGUGAUAGGUCAGAUGUUUUAAUUUUUAUUUGGCAAAAGGACGUUCAUUUUUAAGAAAAGUCAAAAGGAAAAAAAUUCCCAAAGGAAUCUCUCGACUUGGAAAAAAAAUAUUCUAGAUAGAAGAAAAACGUAAGUCAAUUGUGAUGAUUUAAUUUUUACUUAAAAGUACUUCUGAUUUUUCCGAAGAAUUAUUUUCAUUUUGUUUAAAAAAAAUUUCCCUUUUAGAAAAAUUCACUUUUUAAUUCAGAAGAAUUGUUUCUUUUUUUUUUUUGAAUGAAAAAUCUUAUUUAAAAAACCCAAAUUUUUAAUAAUUAGAAAAGAUUGAAAUUUUCUAUGUUUUUCAAAAAAUAAAUUAUUACGGAGAAAAUUAUGUCGCAGAUUAAAACUAAAAUCGAAAAAUUUACAAUCGAUUUAAUAUUAUAAUGGAUAAAAUAUUUUUUUAUCAUCGUUCUGCGAUUACUCUAAAAUUCAAAAAUCCAAAAAAUAAUCGAAGAUAAUCACAGCGAAAUUUUUACAAAAUUAAGAAAAUAAUAUAGUACAAUUAUUGAUAGUUCAAUAGUAAUCAUAUUGAACAAUGUAAAUAGGCAGCUGAAUGUUAUUCCCAUCCUCCCCUCUCUCAGUAAGGUGUAAAUCAUGCUUAGCUUUCUUCCUUUUACAAGUUUUUAUUCUUUAAAAAAAAAAAAAAAAAAAACUGUUUUUUGACAAGCUUUAGUGCCAUUAGAGCAGGAUUGUGUUCUAUCGGGUGUUACUUAAUUCAAUAUUUCGUAAUCUCGUUUUUUUUUAUACUCUAUAUUUCAAACACAUUAAAGAAUAAUUGCCAGGAAUAUUCAUUCUUCCAACGCCAUAAAAAAAAAAGUUUUUUAAUCAUGUACAGAAACUGUUUUUAAUUUGAGACAAAGUCUCAGUAGAAUUAUAUUUGUAUUUUACAAAAUAAAAAUGGAAUGCACUGAGUACUUUGAGGAAAAAAAAAACAAAUUUUCUUGUGAAUAUAAAAGAAUGAAUGUGAUUUCAUUAAAAAAAAAAGUCUCAGUUUUAAUUACACUUUGAUACAAUAGAUUAAUAUUGUAAUUAUAUGCAUUUUUAUUAAACACGCUUAAAUAUUU
Messenger RNA from Leptopilina boulardi, 3825 nucleotides. RefSeq names its product zinc finger protein 28-like. The transcript is spliced from 4 exons. Gene Ontology annotation, molecular function: DNA-binding transcription activator activity, RNA polymerase II-specific; RNA polymerase II cis-regulatory region sequence-specific DNA binding; zinc ion binding. Gene Ontology annotation, cellular component: nucleus. Gene Ontology annotation, biological process: regulation of transcription by RNA polymerase II. Lineage: Eukaryota; Metazoa; Arthropoda; Insecta; Hymenoptera; Figitidae. The record is from RefSeq and is a predicted model, not a curated record. Bases 354 to 2744 code for a protein of 796 amino acids.